GUUUUCUUCCAAUGAAAGUUUGACAUGUCAUUUCCUCAUACAAAGGCUGUAACAACUAGGAAGUGUUUAUUUUGGAUUUGUUCUCAGAGAAAUCUUUAUUCAGUUUCAUGUUUGCUGUGUCUAAAUGGCGCUCGAGGAUGAGCUGUCGUGUCCCGUGUGCACUGAUGUCUUCAGAGACCCGGUGUUACUGAGCUGUGGACACAGUUUCUGCAGACAGUGUAUUAAUGAUCACUGGACCUCCAGCAGCUCCAGAAACUGUCCCGUCUGUAGACAGCUGUCCCCGCAGGAACCAGUGUCCAACCUGUGCUUGAGGAACACCUGUGAGACUUACCUGAGAGAGCAAAACACGAGGAAAGAGAGGGAUGAAGAACACGAGUGUCAGAUACACGGAGAGAAAAUCAAGCUGUUCUGUCAAACAAAUUAA
Carassius gibelio (silver crucian carp) is the source of this 424-nucleotide messenger RNA. Its product is annotated as E3 ubiquitin-protein ligase TRIM17-like. NCBI's taxonomy places the organism in Eukaryota, Metazoa, Chordata, Actinopteri, Cypriniformes, Cyprinidae. The coding region runs from base 125 to 424 and encodes 99 amino acids. The transcript has a single exon. Gene Ontology annotation, biological process: protein ubiquitination. The record is from RefSeq and is a predicted model, not a curated record. Gene Ontology annotation, molecular function: ubiquitin-protein transferase activity.